This is a messenger RNA of Nicotiana tabacum (common tobacco), 759 nucleotides long. Its product is annotated as protein TIC 20-II, chloroplastic-like. The record is from RefSeq and is a predicted model, not a curated record. Lineage: Eukaryota; Viridiplantae; Streptophyta; Magnoliopsida; Solanales; Solanaceae.
AAAAACUCUCAUUUUCCAAAAAUGGCCUCCAUCCCUCUCCUCCGUUUCACUCUCCCCAAAACCCUAAAACCCAAAACCCCUCUCACACCCCACCACCUCCUCUUACCCCACCCCCUCAAACCCACCAUCCCAAAACUCCUCCAAGCCCAAAAAGCCCAAACACAAACCAAGCCCAAUUCCAUCUCCGCCACCUACAACCCAAUCCCCGCCACAGACCGCUUAAUCUCCGCCGUAGCUUACUUUCUUCCCUUUUUCAACGGCCUUCAAUACGGCCGUUUCUUAUUCUCUCAAUACCCUUCCCUAACUCUCCCAUUUCAACCCAUUCUUCCACUUCUCUCACUCUACCGUUCAAUCCCAUACGCUAGCUUUGUCACCUUCUUCGCCCUCUACUUAGGAAUUGUACGGAACGAGAGUCUAAACCGUUACGCCCGUUUCAAUGCGCUUCAAGCGGUUGUACUUGACGUUUUAUUGGUGGUACCGAUGUUGAUUCAGCGGAUAUUCUCUCCGGGUCAAUCUGGAAUUGGGCUGAAACUUACAAUGAUGAUGCAUAAUGGGCUUUUUGUGUUUGUUGUGGGAUGUUUUGUUUAUGGGCUUGUUAGUUGUAUCCUUGGGAAAACUCCUUACUUGCCUUUUGUUACUGAAGCUGCUAAUAGGCAAAUGUAAGCCUUUUUCUUUGUGAAUGAACAUUUUGUUAUGUGUUCCUUAUUUGAUUUCUUUUGAUACUUAAUAUUUGGUAAUGAAUUUUUGGCAGUGUGUUAA